Salvia miltiorrhiza (redroot sage) is the source of this 831-nucleotide messenger RNA. Its product is annotated as cytochrome b5. The transcript is spliced from 3 exons. Gene Ontology annotation, molecular function: heme binding. Lineage: Eukaryota; Viridiplantae; Streptophyta; Magnoliopsida; Lamiales; Lamiaceae. Gene Ontology annotation, cellular component: membrane; intracellular membrane-bounded organelle. The coding region runs from base 256 to 654 and encodes 132 amino acids. The record is from RefSeq and is a predicted model, not a curated record.
GGGAGCGUGACGAAGGUGGGUAGUCUAAUUUCCAAAAGGGUGUUGUGGAAUCCACAGUUUCAUUAACCGGUUGGUUGGUUGAAAAAACCGACCGUUGAGAUUGACAGCCUAUCUCACCAAACCUCGCAUUAAAUCUACCUCACCACACCUGACCCCCCCACCUACCCCCUACCCACACUCUUCAAGAGAGAGCACUUCUUCUAUUCGAUUCUUGGUUUCGUUUUGAAUCUUGAUUGAUUUGAGCCCUGUCUUUCGAUGGCUAAGGUUUUCACUCUUGCUGAGGUUUCUGAGCACAACAACAGCAAGGAUUGCUGGCUUGUCAUUGGUGGAAAGGUCUACGACGUGACCAAAUUCUUAGAAGAUCAUCCUGGUGGGGACGAAGUUAUAAUAUCUUCGACAGGGAAGGAUGCAACCGAUGAUUUUGAGGAUGUCGGGCACAGCUCCAGUGCCAAGGCAAUGAUGGAUGAGUUCCUCGUUGGUGAGAUUGACGCGUCCACCAUCCCCUCCAAGAAGUCCUACACCCCUCCAAAGCAGCCCCAUUACAACCAGGACAAGACAUCAGAGUUCAUUGUCAAGCUCCUCCAAUUCUUGGUCCCUUUGAUCAUCUUGGGCUUGGCGGUUGGCCUCCGUUUCUACACCAAAUCGGAGGCCUAGGCUUCUUGUUAGAUCGUAGUCUCUAAUAAGUUUCUUGAGGUUAUUCUGUAACCUCUGUGAUCUUGAGAGAGAGAGAGAGAGAAAGGGGUGUUUGAUGUUUGUGGUGAUUGAGGGGAUAUGAUGUUUGUGUUAUGUCAAAGUUGAUUCUUGAAGAAACUCAGUUCUUGUUUUCUUCAA